GAAAGAAAUGACAAGAAAAUUAAGCAGCAAAUCACACAAAAUAAAAUAAAGCACUAGAACAAGCAAGAAAAAGAGUGAAUAUUUUUUUUUAUAUAUUAUUUUGACAAAAAAGUGCUUAUAAAAAAUUGCGUAUUUAAAUAAUAAAAAAAGAAUAUUUAAUUUUCCAUUUUUUAAUCACAAACAGACAUCAAAAACAAAGAAAACGAAUUUGACGUGGAAAAAUAAUUCAUAUUUUUGAUUUGGUUUGAUAAUAUAAGUACAGAAAAAAUUAAAUUGUGUUGGGGAAAACUAAAAUUGUAUUAAUUUUGAAGAAAUUGAAAAAAAUCAAAAGAUAACAGAGCUGCUGACUGUUCCGGUCUGAUUAUGAGUGUUGUACGCCACAUUGUGUUAUUGUCCCAGCUGCCGAAAGCUGGAACCCAUUACUAUUGGUUAAAAGGUAUUUGCUGUUCCAAUCAUCACACACAAGCCGGAUGUUUAGCUGCUUUAACAACGCGUUGCCUACACUUGGCAACUAGUCCGAAAAUUGAUAUAACCCUCUCCCAUGCAGCAGCGGGCGCUGGUGCAGGUGGUGGUGCAGCUGGUUCCGGUACAGGUUCAGUUGGUAGUGGCAGUGGAGGCAGUGCACCCACAUCUGGCUCAUCAUCCGGCAGUUCUGGUGAACCACCAAAUGAUAAAAAUUUCCUUUCAUGUCCCAAAUGCGGUAGUCCCUGCACACAAGUAGAGACCUUUGUCAGUUCGACACGUUUUGUUAAGUGUGCCAAGUGCAAUCAUUUCUUUGUGGUGCUGUCCGAGGUGGACACAAAGCGUAGCGUUAAAGAUGAGCCGAAAAAUCAACGUAAACCCCCACCUCCGCCACAAAAGAUCAUGGAAUAUUUAGAUAAACAUGUGGUGGGACAAGAUUUUGCCAAAAAGGUAUUGGCUGUGGCCGUGUAUAAUCACUACAAACGCAUACACCACAAUCUACCGCAAUUGAGUCCGCAACAGCAGCAACAAAUGUCUCAGGCCAAUUCGAAUAUGAUGAAUGAUCCCAUGGGCACCAGAAACGAUUUGCUGCACAUAACAGGCAUUGGUCAUACCAUGGCCAAUUCACCGGGCACUGAAUUGCCACCCAAACAGGCUCAAAGUCAUCAUCAUGGUCAUGAUUCGGGUUCAGAAAUUUUGGAGAAACAAAACUAUGACAUUAAAUUGGAAAAAAGUAAUAUCAUAAUGUUGGGCCCCACCGGCUCCGGUAAGACUUUGAUAGCUCAAACUAUAGCGAAAUGUUUGGAUGUUCCAUUUGCCAUCUGUGAUUGUACCACACUAACACAGGCCGGUUAUGUGGGCGAAGAUAUAGAGAGUGUCAUCUCAAAGUUAUUGCAAGAUGCUAAUUACAAUGUGGAACGUGCUCAAACUGGUAUUGUUUUCUUGGAUGAGGUGGAUAAAAUCGGUGCUGUACCCGGCAUACAUCAACUGAGAGAUGUAGGCGGUGAGGGUGUGCAACAGGGCAUGCUGAAAAUGUUAGAAGGUACCGUUGUCAAUGUACCCGAGCGUAAUUCCCCACGCAAACUGAGGGGCGAAACUGUACAAGUGGACACUACUAAUAUUUUGUUUGUUGCCUCGGGUGCUUACACUGGCUUGGAUCGUCUUAUAGCCAGAAGGUUAAAUGAAAAGUAUUUGGGUUUUGGUGCUCCCACAUCUGGUGCUUCUGGUCGUCGCGCUGCCCAAUCUGCCGCCAGUCCCAUGGACAAUGAUCAAGAAGAACGUGAUAAAUGUUUGACUAAAGUACAAGCUCGUGAUCUCGUUGAAUUUGGCAUGAUACCGGAAUUCGUUGGCCGUUUCCCCGUUAUUGUGCCCUUCCAUAGCCUUAAUGUUAAUAUGCUGGUGCGCAUUUUGACCGAACCAAGAAAUGCUUUGAUACCUCAGUAUAAGGCUUUAAUUGGUUUAGAUCAUGUUGAUUUAACCUUUACCGAAAAUGCCAUCAAAGCCAUUGCCAAAUUGGCCAUGGAACGUCAAACGGGCGCCAGAGGUUUACGUUCAAUUAUGGAACAACUUUUACUUGAUCCCAUGUUUGAGGUGCCCGGUUCCGAUAUCAAGACUGUUCAUAUUACAUCAUCCUGUGUUAAGGGCAAGUCCGAGCCCAUCUAUGUACGUAGUGAGGAAAAUACUACAGAGACUAGUGACGAUAGUAGUGAGGAUAGUGAAACAGCUAAAGUUCGUGUUACGCAAUAAGUUUCUCUCUCUUGUUUAAACACUCACUCCACCAACGUUAAACAAAUUAUAUUCAUCCCUCCUUCGCCCCUUCUCAAUUGUCGAAAACUGUUUGUAUUUAAACAUACUACUUACUAAUUAUGCUUUAAAUAGUUUAAUUCUUAAGAGUUUUAUGUUACAAAGGAAUAUAAGAAACAUAUUUUUGUUAGUUUUUACUUUCAUCUUAAUUUAAUGUGCUGGAGAAAAAAGAGUUUUUAAAACGUUUAUCUCUUAGAGAGACUUUUAAUGAAAGUUUCCUUCCUUCCUCCCCUCUGUGAAGUGUUCGUUUAAAAAACCAUUAAACAACAAACACCUUUAGGAAAUUAAAAACGAAAAUGUUGAGGAAAAUUAUUAAAUUGUUUUAGAUAUUUAAAAAAAAAACAAAACAAAGAAAUUGUAAUAUUUUGUUAGAUAAUCAAGAAAAAAUAUAAGUAAAAUUUUAAGCAAACUUUAAAUAAAAUCGAAAUAAUGAAAAAAAACAGCAAAACAUAAAUACAA
Calliphora vicina (urban bluebottle blowfly) is the source of this 2724-nucleotide messenger RNA. It is a transcript of the gene ClpX, whose product is annotated as Caseinolytic protease chaperone subunit. NCBI's taxonomy places the organism in Eukaryota, Metazoa, Arthropoda, Insecta, Diptera, Calliphoridae. Gene Ontology annotation, molecular function: zinc ion binding; protein dimerization activity; ATP hydrolysis activity. Gene Ontology annotation, biological process: protein folding. The transcript is spliced from 6 exons. Gene Ontology annotation, cellular component: mitochondrial matrix. Bases 364 to 2208 code for a protein of 614 amino acids. The record is from RefSeq and is a predicted model, not a curated record.